CUGAGCCUGCGGUCAUGUCAGUGGCACUACAAAAUCUAACGAUGGUUCAUGUAAGACUACUGAAUAUAGACUAUUUUCAAGAUGGCUUCCAAAUUGACCAUUUCUGCCGUGAACGAACUUGAUUAUGGAGAGUUCAUCCAUAAAUUUGGUAACGUCGUUGAGAUGACAUCGCUUUGUGCAGCUGCUGUAUGCGCUAGAAGGCCUUUCUCCUCAUUUGACAAUUUCGUCUCAGAGAUGUGCCAGUUUAUCGACGAGCUGCCCAAAGAUGGAAGAGGAGGGAUUUUGCGUAGUCAUCCCGACCUUGCCGAGCGACUGGAGUCUUUAACGCCCGAAUCCCAAAGAGAGCAGACAGAAGCUGGAAUAACUACAUUUACACCGGAAGAAAUUCAACAGCUGAAGUACUACAACAGGCUUUACAAAGAGAAGUUUGGGUUUCCAUUUGUGAUAUGCGCUCGUUUAAACAAGAAAGACACUAUUCUAGAAGGGAUUCAAACACGUCUGAAUAAUGAUGGCGAUCAAGAGUUGAAGUGCGGGAUUGAAGAAGUGAAGAAGAUCAUGCUGCUGAGGAUGAAAGAUUUAGUUGAAUGCGAAGACUCUAAACUAUAACAAUUUUACUGGCUGCCAAUGCAGUACUGUACAGUGGAUCCUCUAAGCUCUCCUAAGCGACCACCUCCCUUAAGCGCUUACGGGAGGUUCGACUGUAACUGCCUUUGAUUACACAGAUUAAUGACUAUACAAACUUAUGAUCUUUAGACCCCCGACCAAAUUAAAAUUAAUUAAAAUGUUGUGAGAGGUUUA
Messenger RNA from Orbicella faveolata, 798 nucleotides. RefSeq names its product 2-oxo-4-hydroxy-4-carboxy-5-ureidoimidazoline decarboxylase-like. NCBI's taxonomy places the organism in Eukaryota, Metazoa, Cnidaria, Anthozoa, Scleractinia, Merulinidae. Gene Ontology annotation, cellular component: peroxisome. The record is from RefSeq and is a predicted model, not a curated record. Gene Ontology annotation, biological process: allantoin metabolic process; urate catabolic process. Gene Ontology annotation, molecular function: 2-oxo-4-hydroxy-4-carboxy-5-ureidoimidazoline decarboxylase activity.